Molecule: messenger RNA, 2614 nt
Organism: Pristis pectinata (smalltooth sawfish)
Lineage: Eukaryota; Metazoa; Chordata; Chondrichthyes; Rhinopristiformes; Pristidae
Gene: lyrm1
Product: LYR motif containing 1
Exons: 6
Coding region: 209-574 (121 amino acids)
Cellular component (GO): mitochondrion
Source: RefSeq, a predicted model, not a curated record
GUGAGGGGGUGUGUCUACGCAUGUGCGGCGCUCAUCGCUGUUGGCCGUGGAGCGCGAGGGGCGUAUGCGCAGUGCUGGUGCCUGAGCCGUUGUCCUCUGCCUGCGCGGAGGGGAGUGUGUGGGCGCGGAGUUCUGAGCAGCUAGUCCUCUCCUCACCCACUGAUAUUACUUGGACUUUAAUUUCUGGCUGUGAAGAUAAAAGAAUUGGAUGACAGCAGCAACCAGGAAUGAAGUGCUUGGUCUUUAUCGAAGAAUCUUCAGAAUAGCAAGAACAUGGCAGUCACUAUCAGGUUUAUCAGAUGAUACGUUGAAAGAAAAACAAUACAUCGUUACGGAGGCCAAAGCGUUAUUCAGAAAAAAUAAAAAUUUAACAGAUGUGGAAGCAAUUAAAAACUGCAUAAUGGAAUGCCACACAAGGAUAGAGAUGGGACUACAUUAUAGAAUUCCUUAUCCAAGACCUAUACAUUUACCUCCUAUGGGACUUGCUGAUAAAAAAGGACGCAAGUUUAGAAUACAAGAGAGGCUGAGGAAAUUUGCCAAGCCAGUGUACCUACGAUCACAUGAGGAAAUGUAAUAGUAACCCUUAAACAUUUUUAAUCAUGUGAAUUAUUCAUUACUUAAGUUGCAUUAUUUUUUGAAGAACUAAAAUUUCUGUUAUGAAAAUCCAUAGGCUGCAGCAAUCUGUUUGAAUUAGCAAAUAGCCCAUGGAAUUACCUUGGAGCAGCUUCUUUUUAACUUUGUCAUUUGGGAUAUUGAACAAUACUCUCAAUACAAGUACACCUGAAAAAUGGAACCACGUUCUUUUGUGCUUCAUUGUGGGCUUUAAAUCUUCACUUCUGGGCCUAUUCUGAUAAAAGGAGUGAGAAAAUCCAUGUUACGCAUCACUCAUGGGUCAAUUUCAUUCAAUAUGCCAGAUUUCUUGGGGAAGUAAAACUUAAAAGCAGAGAACACCACAAUGCAGAAUUUCCUGGAGGAACUCAGUGGAUUGAGCUCCUCUGCAGAUUGUUUUUUGCUCCAGAUUCCAGCAUCUGCAGACUUUUAUGUCUACAAUGUAGAAUUUUUUUUUCCCCUUUAAGCCCCUAAGUAUUCCUGGGAUGUGAGCAUUUAUUCCCAUCUCAAAUCAUAACUGAGAGUGAUGCUGAACUUCCAUCUUGAUACCUGCAAUCUGAGUGUCAAGCUGUUCCCACGAUUCCUUUGGGUGAGGGGUUGCAUGGCUUUGAUUCAACAACAAUGUAAAAAUGGCUGUAUAUGCUUAAACUGAGAUGUCAUAAUACCCUAGACAAGGAAUUGGAGAUGAUGAUGUUUCCAUGUACUUCUGUGCAAUGCAGAUCAUGGGAUGUGGAAGGGUGGAUGUUUAUGAAAAUAGGCCAGCCAAAGUGUUGUGAGUUCUAAAUGUAGCAGAAGAUUUGAUCUUUUGGCUUGGUGCAUGUUGUCAUUGUAACUUUAUUCUUUGCCUUUUCAGCAAAUCUUAUUGAUUUGCACCACUUGUUUGUUUUAUGACUGCUUACAAUAAAUUCCUUUGUAAAGAAUGGCAUUUUGCAGUUUAGGUGGUAUUGAACUAAAUGAAUGCUCAAUCACCAGUUCCAGGAUAAUAUUUUCACUUCAGCACCCUGUCCAUUAUUGACCAAAGGUAAUUGCAAUGAGUAUUUUAUGGAUUAGUGGUUCUAGACUGAGACCUUUGUCAUCUUCAACAAUGCAUACAGAUGAAGUGCAACAUUGGGACAUUGUAACAGAUGUAUUGUGGCUCAUUGGAGGUACCUUUUAUCUUUGCAAUAUUAACUAUCUGAUUUGCCAUUGACUGAUCAAACAUGUAUCUGUGCUUCAGUAGAGAUGGUCUGCACUUUCACAACUCUGCUACUGAACAGUAUGACAUGAAAUGCCUUGCUAAUUUUCUAAGGUUAGUAUAUAGAGUACGUAUUUUGUGCCCACCCUGAUGCUCGUUCUAGGUGUCAAUAAGAGUGAGAAGUUUAAUGUGACUGUGGCAAAAUUUCAACUUUGAAAAAUCCCUUGCUUAAGUUACAAUAUGGCUGGGAUAGAAUAAGAGGGCUGUGUGACAUGUUAUGAUUGCCCAUAGUAUAAUUUGUAGAUCUGCUUUCCCGUCAUAUAUCUUGAAAUGUGAAAUGUUAUCAGUGAGACUGCACCCUUCCUUUGCUUUCUUUAAUGUAUUCUGUCCUACUACAUUUUUUUUCUCCCAAUUAAAAUGCAACAUUUUGUUAGGACAAGUGACUUUUACAAUGGUUGUAUUAAUGAGAAGAAAAGGAAAAUAUCAGUUAUAGCUUUGUGAAUUACCGCUUUGUUAUAACUACAUUUUUAGUAAUUGGAUUAGAUGACCUAGCCCAUUGUGUAAAUUGUGAAGGUUAGAAUAAAUUUAUAAUUAUAUCAGCAUCUACUGUGGGCAUAUCUAAUGAUAAAGGCUGUAGUUGUCUUUGCUACUUCUAUCAUAAAAAUAAAUAACAUACCAAUAAUCUGGUACAGUGUCCACAUUUUAAAAUGGGCAAUGGCUUGUAUCGUCCAAAGUCAAUUUCAAAGCUACAAAAUAUAAUGUCUUUCAUUCUUUUUUUUGUACCUUAAACGAUUGCUUUGAGUAUUUUUGUUUUGCUGCCCUCCAAUAAAA